Molecule: messenger RNA, 1292 nt
Organism: Microdochium trichocladiopsis
Lineage: Eukaryota; Fungi; Ascomycota; Sordariomycetes; Xylariales; Microdochiaceae
Exons: 5
Coding region: 175-1056 (293 amino acids)
Source: RefSeq, a predicted model, not a curated record
UACAUUGCUAUAUCUGUAGUCCCGACAACUUAUAUAAAACCGAUCUUUCUAUGUUCCAGACAACUGUGGCCGCCAGUGCGAUCAUCUGAACCAAAACGAGCACCGACAACUUUAAUCGCGGUUCUUUAGUAGAAGGCAAGAUCUCGGCCCGUGAACUCGAUUACGUCAACGACAAUGGCGACCAUCAGCAAGACAUUGAUCGCCACAGGAGCCUCGUCCGGUCUCGGCUUUGAACUGGUGAAGCAGCUGCUCCAGCAGAGCCAACCAUACAAGCUCAUCCUUGCCGCCCGCGACACUCAGCAGGCACAAGCGGCCUAUGAUGCUCUGCAGUAUGACAGCAGCACCCACAAGCUGACGAUCUUGCCAGCCGAGCUGUCCAACUUGAAGACUGUCAAAUCUUUCGCCGAGCAAGCUCUCGAGAAGCUGGGCAACGACAGACUCGACUACGUCAUGCUCAAUGCCGGCAUGUUCGAGGCGCCGGGCACCAAGGGCCCCGAAGGAUCCAAGUGGUCCAACUCCUACUUGGUGAAUCAUCUCUCUCAACACUACUUGACUCACCUCCUGCGCCCAAAAAUCGAGCAAUCUCAUUCCCGAGUUGUUGUUGUCUCUUCUGGCGCGGUUCGUGGUGUCAAGGACACAAGUGCCCUUGAAGAAGACAUGCUUAGCGGCGCCGACAAAACCCCCAACGGUCGCUACAGCGCAUCCAAGUUCAUCCAGCUCCUCGGCGCACACUGGUGGAGGCGCCAGCUUGGGGACAACGCUGUCGUGGUCGCUGUGUCGCCCGGUCUGAUCCCCGGCACAGGGAUCAAUCGCAACAACGUCGUCCAGAUGCCCGACAACUUGCCUGACGCCAAGAGUGUUCCCGAGGGAGCUCAGAGCAUUUAUGCGGCAUUCGUCCGUGACGAUUUGCCCAAGGACACAGAGCAGAUAUUCCUGACCAGCUGGGGCGAAUGGUGGGCCAAGGACGUCUACGGCUUGAGCCUGGACAAAGCCUUACAGGACAAGUGGUCGCCUGGCAAAGAAGAAAUCGAGAGGGAGGCCGGAAUCAAUAACUAGAUGACGUUUGUGGCCAUUCCAUCAGCCGAGCACUUUUAGAGUGCGCAUCACGAUUCAAGACAUUGGUGCACCUGGCCACUGUCUAGUGACAUGUAUUGCUUUCAUCGUAAUGUCGCUCCUUUGAAGCAGCACUCUCAGGACAACCUCAGCAAAGAACUACGCUGGGCCCAUCUUUCCUACCUCGAGUGCAGAAUAAUGCGCUCAAUGGACAGUAAAUAUACUUGUGAUGUCUUCGC